ACAUCUGUCUACAUCAAAGUGCCGUUCGAGUAGGAUCUGAGCUAAGCAGGCCUUCUGCCGGGGCCCUUCGCUAACAUCCGAGCUAAACAAGCUAAAGUCGGCAACUGAGCAUAAGACAUCGAGCCGCAGCUGGCGCAGGACGUCAGCGCAGUCGUCAACCUAGCACAGAAGUUCGGCAGGGAUGCUGCGUGGACUCUGAACGCCGCCAACGCGCGCGUCACGGCCACACCUGUAGACCGCGCUAUCUUCUCCGUAUCUUCGGAAGAUGGCAAACUGGCGUUGCUGGAUGAAUUAGUCAAAAGUGGCAGCACCUUCGUGCCGGAGCCCCAGUGUGUUAGACAAGUGUUCCCCGGUCACGGGAAAAGGGGCUGAGCCCCUCCACAGUCUGAGGCCGAACAACCUCAUCGCCCGGACAUAGCCGGGGUCGGUUUCCACAGGCACAUAGCCAAACCAGGCGCGGCUGCUGGCCCAGGCGUGAGCGUGCUCAUGGAGAGGGACGCUGCAGAGCGCAGCUUGCGCAAGGCGGCAUUCUUCGGCUUCAGGCCGCGUGCCAGCCCCCCCGCAGUCGUGCCGCCGCAGCUCGUGUCGCCUGCGUACACCCACAUCCUGGACGCGGUUGCGGCGCCAGCGGCACCGCCGGCUUCGUGGGGCCCAGCCGAGACGCAGCUGUACGGCACCGUGCGCCGCCUCCUGGCGCUCGGCAGCGACCUGCACCCCUCAGAGGAGGAGCUGCACAUGGGCUUCCUGAAGUGGCACAGCGACGACCUGCUGGCGGGGCAGCUCACUCUGCUGGAUUCUUCAACGUCCACCCUCAGCGCCUCGCCCAACGGCAUCCUCACCUCACGCGGCCCCACCGGCGGCGAAAGCUUCGCCGUGGUGCUGCUGGAGUGCAAGAGCGAUGUGGGCGCCGGCAACCCCCUGGUGCAGGCGCUCAGGCACUACCAGAUUUACUAUGGGGAUGGCACGCGCUGGGCUGAGCGGGCGACAUACCGGUGCGACCCCAUGCCGGUGCUGGUGCUGCUGCUGGAGGGCCCGCGCCUGUCCAUCCAUGCCGCCUGGACCAUCUACCAGAACCGCGUUGGUUACGCGCCGCUGACGCCGAGCUACUACCUGGCCAACGAGACAGUAUCGGACAACAGCAACGUGUGGAAGCUCAUGGCCGUGCUGUCCGCCUACAAGAAGGCGGUCAAGGCGCUUGACGACAGCUACACGUUGCGGAAGCAGCUGCUGGGCGAGGCCGCGAUGGAGCGAGCGGCGAGCCUGCGGGUCGCUGCGCACACGGCGGGGGUCGCCACGGAAGUUCACACGCCUGCAGCAGGAGGGGCGGGCGGCGUGCGCCCGUGCACGCUGCCCUACGGCUUGUUGGACGAGGCGCUGGGGUUGUCGGCCAUUGCCUUCCGCGGCCCGGGGCUGAUGUACGAGGCCCUGCAGCAGGUGGCGGCGGGUGGCGAGGAGCGGAGUGUGCUGGUCAAGUUCGUGCAGGCGCGGUACGGCACCGCGGUGCACAAGGCGUGGCACGCGGCGGGGUUGGCGCCCGAGCUGUACGACGUGCGCAGCCCGGCGGGCGGCGGUACUAGCGGCGGGCCGGCGCAGUACCUGAUGGUGGUCAUGGAGCUGCUGCACCCGGCGGACGGCUGGAUGCCGCUGCAGCAGGCGCUCGUCCUCGCGGCCGCCGUGGACAGCGGCAGCAGCAGCAGCAGGGCUGCCGGAGGAGGCGGCGCCGCGCUCAAGGACGCCGUCCGCCAGGCGCUGCACAGGGCGCACGCGGUGCCCGUGGAGCAGUCCGCGGCGGCGGAGCUCGUCCUGACGGAGGCGGGCAGUGGCGGCGGAAGCGGUGGCGGCGGCGGCAGCAGCGGCAGUCGCGUUGGCGGUGCACCAAAGGCGGUGCAUGGCGAUAUGCGGCCGCCCAACAUAAUGGUGCGCUCCGCGAUGGCAACAGCGGGGGCCUCUGCUGACGUUGGCGGCGUGAUGGGCUCGAGUCCCGCGAGCGGAGCAGGUGGCACUGCUUCCGCGACUGGCACGUGGCACGUGCGGUUCAUCGACUUUGACUGGGCGGGGCUCGAGGGCGACGCGGACGCCCGGUACCCGGUGCUGCUGUCGCCCCUCAUCCGGUGGCCUGAGGGCGUGGCGCCCGGCACCCAGAUGCGUCAGCAGCACGACACAGAGCUGCUGGAGCUGGAGCUGGCCGCGGCCGGCUCGUGAGAAAGGCGCGGGUGGAUGGGUGUAUUGCAGGCAUGGACAGCAGUGUUGCAGGCCGGGAGCGGCACGACUAGAAUCAGGGUUUGCUGGCUUGGGAGAUCGGCGAGAGUGGGUGUGUUUGGGACAUGGGCGGUGGGCGGUGCACUGGCACAGGGGCGGCAUGACGGUGCCCCCUGUACAUUGCGCCCUUGGAGACACCAGGUCAUGCGGCCACCGACCGCAUGCGGUGCUGCCAGCGGUAUGCAGUGUUGUUACUUGGGCGCGCUGGCAGUUCAGUACGAUAGGCAAACUGGAGCGGGGCUUGAAUUGGAUCUGGCUGGAUACAGAGGAGGCUCCCCAGCGCCAACGUUCUUGCGGUAGACUGUUAGGGGCGCUGUUCAUGAGCCAUCUAACACAAUCCAGUGCAGAUGCGGUUAUCGCGGUUAUCUAGAUGUUUCCCGGGUAGAAACUCGCUGGGGCGUGAAGGGGCUCGAGCAAAGCUUUGCUCCCUACUGCUCCUCCGGCAACUUACGGCACAUGGCGUCGGACCGCUGGCGGGAGGUGGAGUGGUGGACGGACGGACCGCGCUGGUCCCUUGUGUGUGUGUGUGUGUGUGUGUGUGUGUGUGUGUGUGUGUGUGUGUGUGUGUGUGUGUGUGUGUGUGUUGUGUUGUGUAACAGCUGAAGCGG
Chlamydomonas reinhardtii is the source of this 2867-nucleotide messenger RNA. RefSeq lists its product as uncharacterized. NCBI's taxonomy places the organism in Eukaryota, Viridiplantae, Chlorophyta, Chlorophyceae, Chlamydomonadales, Chlamydomonadaceae. Bases 487 to 2202 code for a protein of 571 amino acids. The transcript is spliced from 9 exons. The record is from RefSeq and is a predicted model, not a curated record.